This is a messenger RNA of Venturia canescens, 1084 nucleotides long. RefSeq names its product tubulin-folding cofactor B-like (gene TBCB). Gene Ontology annotation, biological process: cytoplasmic microtubule organization; tubulin complex assembly; post-chaperonin tubulin folding pathway. Bases 119 to 847 code for a protein of 242 amino acids. The transcript has 6 exons. Gene Ontology annotation, molecular function: microtubule plus-end binding; alpha-tubulin binding. Lineage: Eukaryota; Metazoa; Arthropoda; Insecta; Hymenoptera; Ichneumonidae. Gene Ontology annotation, cellular component: nucleus; microtubule plus-end; cytoplasm. The record is from RefSeq and is a predicted model, not a curated record.
GAUAUAUUCAUACUUCAACACUCCAAACUCCAACUAUUUUUCAUUGUAUCAUAUAUUUGUAGCGUUUGAAUUGCAAACAGGAUUGAGACUAAACUGAGUUUCUUUUUGCACUGCAAACAUGUCGAACUUUAUACCAACAUGUGAUUUUGUUAUUUUAAAUAUAACUAAUUCCGGCAAUGAUUUGUGCUGUGCCGAAAGAAGAUUUCAAAAGUCAAUAACGAUCGAUGAUUUUAAGGGAAAAUUAGAGUUACUGACGGGAGGAAAUCAAGCAACAAUGCGUCUUGAAGCGUAUGACAAAAAAAAUCAAUUGGUUUGUCAGCCAAACGAAGGAUCUCGUUUAUUGGGAUCUUAUCCAAUUGACAGCGGAAUGAGAAUUCAUGUAGUAGACACAUCAAUUCCUGUGGACAACUUGGCAUCUGUUGAAAAAUUCCAAAUAUCCGAAGAGGAAUAUUCCAAGCGAUCAGAUACCGUCAAAGCUUUUUUGGAGAAAAAUAAACUUGGAAAAUAUAAUGAGGAGGAUAUGAAACGAAAGAUGGAAGAAAAACUUCGAGAUGCUCAAAUUGAAGAAGAAUUGGCCCAAAAUAUGAAAGCUGGUGAUAGGUGCGAAGUACGAGUCCCAAUGCAGCCCAAACGUAAGGCAACCAUCAUGUACGUUGGUAAAACAGACUUCAAAGAAGGAUGGUGGGUAGGCUUAAAGUACGACGAACCACUAGGAAAAAACGACGGCACAGUAAAUGGCAAGCGAUAUUUCGAGUGUCCACCGAAAUAUGGUAGCUUCGUGAAACCGGCACACGUAGUAAUUGGCGAUUUUCCUGAAGAAGACUACGAUCUCAAUGAAGAAAUGUAAAUCAACUCAUUGUUGAUCGAUUCGUAUAUAUUUAUUUUUUAUUUAAAUUCCAGUAAGCUUUUAAAAUCUACAUGAAUACGAUUUGUUAAAUAAACAUUGAAAAAAUGCAUUUAGGGCUUAAAUUUUGAUACAUUCUUUCAAUCAUUGAUCGCGCAAAAACGUUUUAUAUACAUUUAGUUUAACUAUGAAGUGUUCCAAAAAAACCACGUUAAUAAAGAUCAUUGAUGCGACGGAUUA